CUAGCCUUAUCUUCUCUAUUUCACUCCAAGCAACCUUGCAGACCAAUUAUAUCGUUCUUCACGUUAUUCAAAUCAGGAUCCAAAAUGUCUGCUGCUUCUUCUUCAUUAAUCCCCAUUGCCGGUUCUUCAAAUGCAGCUUCUUCACUCUGCAACACGAAAGCUCUUCAUUUACAAACUCCCACAAUCUCCAUCUCCAAAACCCACUUCAAAACCCCAAAAUUUUCUUUCAAUCUCAAAACCCAUUGCUUGAAUUUCUACCCACUGCUUCGAUCCUCCCUCCCACGCCCGAAUUGCUCCCCAUCCAAUGAAGCAAUUCAAGUUGACGAAAACCCAGAAACAGAAGUAUCACUAAUUGAAGAAGAAUUAGAAAUCGACGAAGAUGACGAUGAUGAUGAAGAUGAAGAUGAUGAAGAAGAAGACGAAGAAGAAGAAGAAGAAAGCGAAUCACCGGAAGCUGGGAGGCUUUACAUCGGAAACUUGCCAUACGCGAUUACUUCUGCAGAAUUGUCCCAAAUAUUCGGAGAAGCUGGCGAUGUAAUUUCCGUGGAGAUUGUUUACGAUAGGGUUACAGACAGGAGCAGGGGAUUCGCAUUUAUUACAAUGGCAAGUGUUCAAGAAGCUAAAGAAGCCAUUAGAAUGUUUAACGGAUCUCAAAUCGGUGGAAGAACAGUGAAGGUAAACUUCCCGGAGGUGCCAAGGGGAGGUGAACGGGAAGUGAUGGGCCCAAAGAUUAGAAGCAGUAACAGAGAUUUUAUCGAAAGCCCUCACAAGAUCUAUGCAGGUAACCUUAGCUGGAUCAUAACUUCUGAGAAGCUCAAAGAUACUUUUGAUGAACAACCUGGUUUUUUGAGCGCAAAGGUGAUCUACGAGAAACAAUCAGGGAAAUCUCGAGGUUUUGGGUUUGUCACUUUUAGCUCUCCUGAGGCUGCAGAGUCUGCACUUAACGCCAUGAAUGGACUGGAGGUUGAGGGUCGGCCUUUGCGACUGAACUUGGCAGAAGGAAAAGGAGAUGUGUCUCGCUCAACAAGAACAGGAAGAAGUUCUGAGAUCAAUGUCGAUGGGAUGGUUGAUGGUUGGAGUUGGUCUUUGGAAGAAAAACUUAUUUUCUUUAGCAGAACGAAACACCAUCUCCUUCCUUCGUUCUUCACACUUGAGACCGAAAAUGCUCUCAUCACCACCGCCCUAUACGCCACCGCUCACCACCACCAUCACCACUAUAUACACCGCAACUCACUACCACCACCUGCAGCCCCUGCUCUGCCUUCUCCGUUAACCAUCAUUGCACCUGAUUUGCCUUCUCCGCUCAUCUUCGAAGUGUGGCCUAAAUCUGGCGAAUCCUUAACUGCCGAUGACUAUCUCACAUCGUAA
Molecule: messenger RNA, 1368 nt
Organism: Lactuca virosa
Lineage: Eukaryota; Viridiplantae; Streptophyta; Magnoliopsida; Asterales; Asteraceae
Source: the annotation of a GenBank genome assembly